This is a messenger RNA of Dermacentor andersoni, 7919 nucleotides long. RefSeq names its product protein PRRC1-like. Gene Ontology annotation, molecular function: protein kinase A regulatory subunit binding. Gene Ontology annotation, biological process: activation of protein kinase A activity. Gene Ontology annotation, cellular component: cytoplasm. The record is from RefSeq and is a predicted model, not a curated record. Lineage: Eukaryota; Metazoa; Arthropoda; Arachnida; Ixodida; Ixodidae.
AACAUUGGUUUAGACGUGGCUGCUGAUUUCGUUUUCGACCACCGAAAGUUUCGUGCGUUUUUCAGCUGCCUAUUGCUAAACAAAUUGCCUCUGAACUGAGCUUUCCAAUUAAUUUAAGCUGAACACAUCAGCCUGAUCACCAUGAUGGAAGAAGCGGCAGACGACGCUAACGGGGAUUCUACGUUCGAAUUUGUGGCCGUCAAAGACACUGCGAUGCACUCCGACACUGCUGAAGCAAAGCCGGAUGACAGUGCAGCAGGAAGCAUGGAGAGGACACAGCAGAUGACGCCGUCAAGCCCUCCAGUUGUCACGACAGUGCCAACAUCUUUCCAGCCAGCAAUGCCCCCGCAGACGCUGACCCAGAGCCAGGCACCUCUGCGGCCAUCGCCAUUCCAGCACACCCAGGUGACAAGUGCCUAUUCUCCAGGUGGCAUGCACCCGCCGCAGGGUGUGACGGCAGCAGCAGCAGUGGCAGCCCCAGCACCUGGAGCUUAUGCAUCUCAGUUUCCGCCACCCCUGCAGCCUGCCUAUCAACCACCACAAAUGGGAGCCCAGCACCAAUCUCAACCACCGCCACAACAGUAUUACGCAAGUCAACCUAACUACUUCUACCCUGCAAAAUCUGGUUCGGGUGAUCAGUCCUUCUCAGUCUCCCUGCCUGCAGACUACGACCAGAACCUUCCACAGUCGUCAUCUGGCACUGUUGGUGUCUGGGGCUGGUUUAAGGGCAACGAUUUCCUGAACAAGGUGGCAGAGAAAGCUAAGAACUCUGUUGACUCUAUGAUAACAACCUUGGACCCAGGAAUGAAAGAAUUCAUUUAUUCUGGUGGAGACAUUGACAUCCUUGUUGCCUCGCAUGAUGAGAUCCGCAUCAUUGGUCCUGUCCGCGAGGCGUUUCAGAAGAUUUUUGGAAGAGCUACAGUUACAGGUGUUACCAUGCCUCCAUCUAACAUGGCACCCCAGCCUGUUGGAUUUGCAGCUGGUCUGCAAGCGGCCGAGGACAGGAUCACAUCACUCCAACAAACAGGCCGUGUGUCUGCUGCCCAGCCCAUCUUAGCUGUGGAAAGCUUCAUUGUGGAGCUUACGUCAGAUAGCUGGUUUGACAUGCAUUGCCUCGUUCUAAAGGACGACCCAAGUGGACUGUUGCUGCAUACUUUUGGCCAACCAACACCUGUACCUGCUGAGUUCAUUGCAGAAAUGCAAGACAGGACACCCGCUGACUACCCGCUUCGUUGGUGUGGCCUCGCAGUCACAGUUGGAGAAGUGGCAAGCCCUCGUCUGGUGGUGCCACAGUCUGAGUGGAGAGCAAUACUUGGUGGCAUUCCUGAUUCACAGUUGGUUAGUUCUGCCGCUUGUGCCCUGGCCUCUAUGUACAGAAGGGCAUUACGUCGAUGACCGUGUAGUUGGAACUUCUACCUGCUUUUUCUGUGUCGGCUUGUAUAAAAAGUUGCCUUGCAUCUGAUUUGAUGUCAGCUGUACUGGCAGAUGUCACAUGACUGCUAAUGCUUGCCUUGUGCAAGUUGAAACUUCGAAUACAGUGGUUGUACAUGUGUGGAGAAUUUUUAAGAAACCUGACAAGAAGGUGCCAUCGUUAGGGCAAAUGAUACAAUUUUGGUCAAAGCAAGAGGCAGUUGAGAGGAGCUUUGGCAACUGCCACCAUGGUCAAUUGUUUUUCCUGGCACACAUUUAUAGUAGCUGCAAGCUACAAUUUCAUUGUGGUGUAAUACAGCACUUUCUUAUUUCUGUAUUUGCGGACUUCAUUGUGAUUCAUAAAAGGAAAAACUUUGUGGCAUGUCGCAAAUCAUUGGUCAUACUGAUGUGUAUUGGUGACUUUAAAACGGUGUCAAUAUUGCGUACGCACAUGAGCACACGCAGAUUUUUAGAGCCUAGCUCUUAGGCACCCAUUCCUGUGGCGAACGUCGGCUUUCCUCAUAACCGAACGAACGAGCACAGUGCAGGAUGAAAGCGAACGCAGAGUGCGGCGGUAGAUGGAUGAAGAGAGCACGAUGAGGAAAGCGGAGGAGGAGAGUAUUGCAAAAGAGUGAGCAGGAAAGCAGAGUGCCGCACGAGACUACGAAAUGGCACCAUAGUAUUUGUAAUUUGAUUGUAUGCAUGAUGCAAAUUGUUUAGUAAUUUCUGGAAAUCAUGCGGGCACCAGCAAUCACAAUGGAACCUUCGACGAGUCAUGUAUCAAAGCCGACGCGCUUGAGCCGCAGAUAAGGUUUUCGACGAUCAUCGACUCUGCUCACUGCUGUCAUUGUGCUUGAGUGUUAGUAUUUGUCUUGCAAUGUUUUGCUCCAUUUGCAACGUGCCACACGAGACAGAUUGUUCGCAACAGCCCAUACAUCACGAAAUUAAAACAUGUAUGGAGUUGCGCUCUAAUGUUGCAUUAGGGAGUAUCGUAGUUGUUGGUAAAUUUUUCGUUAUAGAGGCAUACCUAGUUGUCUUCAUGGGCCACAUUAAUAAAACAUUUUGGCAGGGACGAGAAUAACGAUAGCUUUGUGUUGGUAAUUGCUAACAUGCACAGGAUCAUGGGUACAUAAGAGAAUGGUAACAUUAUUAAAGUGUUUUGUAGUUGUGAUUUUCUCCACAUUGAAGGUUUUCCUUUGAAUGUUGCUCAUGCUCCAGCAACAUCAUGUAAUGUACACGAGUGGAAAUAUUUCACUCAAAACAAAAUCAUUUUGCUCUUGUACAUUGCCCAGUCUUCCUGGAAGCAGAAUUGAAACAACAUAGUACAGAUCUCAGAAAUGUUGAAAGCAACAGACAAGUAUGUUAAGUGUUGCAAUGUCUGAAUGCCGUUUCCAGAGCUGUAUAGCCUAUUUUAGUAGACAGCACUUCCUCAAGGCCAUAGCGUAGUGGUGCAGAAUAUAAGAAAGCAGUUCAAAAUGUGUAAAGGGGCACUAAAGGACAACAUUAAGUUUAUCUAGAUUGAUAGAUUACUUGUCUAGAAGUCUAUCAUCAUUUUCUGUGUGUGACUAUACCACUUUGUUGCAUCAAAAAUUGUCGACAAAGGUCCCGCUGUUGCUCGUCAAUUUGAACAGCGCACGGUAGAAUGGAUGAGUUGACAAAACCUCCAUGUGAGCUCCCUCUAUGCUGCACUCUGUGAAUCAGCCAGUGCUGAAGCCACACAAGAGUUACCAUAAUUCACAACAGAUUGCACCACCCUGAUUUUCUAGUUUUCUAAUUUUCUUGCUUACAGAAACUGUUCUUACUAUGAAUGACAAAUUUGUUAUUGCAGAAGCGUCAUCUUCCAAUAUUUAGUGCCCCUAUAAAACUACCAAGAACCAGCCCAGAUGCAUGCUGUUAUUAAUGUUUCUGUGCAAUACAGUUAAACCUCAAUAUUACGAACUUCAGUAUAACUAAAUUCUCGACAUAACAAAGUAUUCAACUUUUCGUAACUUCUUGUCCAUGGAAUACCAUGUAUAUAGAACCUGAAUAUAACGAAGUGUAUUUGUAUGCAAUUUCAAUAUAUAAAGAAAUUUCACUGCUGCCGAAAAGGAAUGUCGAGACAGUAGACAGCUUUAGCUGGGUGUCCGCAGCAGCUCUGCAUCCGUAGGAAGCCCGCGGAGGUGGCAGUGCACUUGCACUGUAGGCAGGAGCACGCCCGGUCCCUUGCGUGUGCCCGCAGCCUUUCAAAAGCUGUGUAGCAUUCGCUGCGGGCUGUGCGGCCUUUGCGGGGCGUUCUUGCGUGUCCAUGAGAGUGCAUUUUUGGACAUUGCUCCGGCCGAAGAUAUGACUCUGGCUUUUGGUUUGACUUCGUGGCGACUGAUAUUGGGUGCACAGAUUCAGAAGCUGGCAUAUGGGGACACUGAGUAGCACACUACUGGAUUCUGCUCGUGCAAAUCAGCAAUCCCCUUCUCAACUUUUGCGUCCGGCCAACUAUUGCCAUUUCGUGGGCGCGUGCUUCGCUACCUACGCAUGACCUCGCGCGCUGCAUAGGUGGGUGGUUGCGGGUGUCCAACUAAAGCUGCCUAAUAAAUGGAAACUUCCGUGAACACAGAUAGUCAAAUAAUUGAAUUACAGAUGGCUGCUUGCAAACGCACCUCUCAAAUCACGCACCGCGCGACGAGAGCGACCGCCGUAGUGGAACCACAUCAUGUUCCGUAUAAAGUCCAAGUGUGACAAGAUUCUGUUUGGCCCCGUGCACUGUGCACUUUAGGUGUGAGUGAAAGUGUGCGAGGGGGAUACAAGAAAGAUGGUGGCUGCAGGAGUGCUGCCUUCCCGCACGAGCAAAGGCAAAGAGGGGAAGGGGAGCGAUUUCGCGCGAGAGGGUGGGGGGUAAGUUGGCGCACGUCUCAGCAGUGGCUGAGCAUGGCUGUAACUGUGGUUGAGCGCAUAGACAGCCACACACCCUGUUUUAGAGGUAAUCUACACCGUGUGCAAACAGUGGGCGUGCCGAGAGGGCGUGGCACUUUGUAAGCCAUCUUCCCACAAGUUUCGUAUUGCAGGUUGCGUAAUCUCGAGUUUCGAUGACCCGUUGGAACGAGAGGCAGAUGAAGCAUUUGCUCCCUGCUGCCGGUGCUUUUCCUGAUAGCGCAGUCCCAGUGCGAGCGAUGCUAUCAGCCGCGGGGUGGAGUGCAUGCGAAAGCAUGGCUGGCUUCGCUUGAUUCGUACCGCCGAUGUGAACGUAUCAUCGAUGUAGUGGCAUGAAACCGUAUCAUUCGUUGCCGUCUCCUAAAUUUAUCAUAGUGAAUUGUUUUUUCAUUCAAAUUUGCUUUUUUACGAUUGACCGAUAAUUCAGAAAAUUCUGCGGCCCCUUUCCGUAUAAGAAACGUUGAUCGGCGACUGUACUUAUUUGUAUAAAAGGUCAAAUUUCAAUAUAACGAAGCAAAUUGCCGAUUUUACAGACUUCGUUAUUGCGAGGUUUAACUGUGUUGCUUCUUAUAUUACUGGAAACCAUGUCGUUCAUCCAUAUUGUGCAGACAUGUUUGGCAGGUGUGCAUUCACAUUAAUAGUUUUGUGAGUACAAGACUAGUGAAAGCUGCAACUGGUUGUAAGCAAUGUGUGGUUCCUCUGAGUGAUGUCAGGCGCAUUCAGAUGCGCGCCUGAACCAAUCGCCUCACGUACACAUUUUCUGUAAAACAGCAAGAAACAUAUACUGCAAAGCCUUGAGUUUCUGGGGAGGAUUUUUUACAGUCUUCAAGAUUCAGUCGGUUUGCAGACUGCAAUCCUACAUGUUGGUCUUGCAAGAUGUUCUUCCUUUAAAGAUACACUAAAGGGAAAUAAUAAAUUGGACUGAGCUGGUAGAACACACUUGGAAUUGCUGAUACAUGUCGGUCAUUCUAUGAAUGCAGGCUUCAUGUUCUAGAAAGGCAUCUAACAUUGCCACCUUGGGUUCCUGCAGCAACUACUCAAGGUAUCAAGAGAAAUUGGUAGCACUUGCAUGGGUCCAGUUAACUGUUUAUAUUACCAAUGAAGAACACUUCAUUAAAAAAUAAAAACUCAAUCGAGCAAAUGUUUCUUUUUCUGCAAGAGAGGGCCAGACAUGUGAAAACAUGGGGAUACGUGAUGAUACAUGAAAACAUGGCGAUGAUGUUAAUGAUGUCAUAGUUGGGUGCAACACAAAAAAAAGUAAGUUAGAUUAAGUGCUAAUAGAGCUUUGAAAGGGUAAUCUACCAGUUUAAACUAAUUUAUUAUUUCUCUUCAGUGUCUCUGUAUUUCCUUAUAAUUCAAUAUGUUACGAAUAAGGCCAAGUGUGUGUUUUGUACUUGUGCGAUGUUUAUUUGGCAGGCACAUUGUAAAUUUACUUGUAACAUACUUGCACCCAGGGGCUGUGAGAACAUUGCUCGCUAAAAAACAGCAAGUGCAGGAAAUGGGUCAAUGGCAGUUUGAUUAGCUCUUUUAAUUGGAAUAGCUUAAUAUAUGUAUAAUAAGGUCAGGUGUCUAAAGAUAGAAUGACUAUAGUUAACCAUGUAAGUGUGGGUAUUAUUGUUUACUUUUCUAAUUUAAGCAGCCAUUUGUGAAUACUUGUCUUGUGGUAAAGCACUUACAUAAUGUAUGAUGCAUUCAUAGUUAUAGAUUUGACUUUCACAUGCAAAUUUAAUUUGAUAAGACAUCAAAUUAUGACAAAUUACUGUUCCAAGAACUUGAGCAACAGGGAACAUAAGAGGGAAGUGCUGGCAGGAAGUGUGCAAGAUACUUUUGUGGUGCAUUGCAGAAUGCAUUAUGCAUGUACGUGGCCUCGUGACUAGCAUUCUCUUCAAGCCCUGUGGUAAAUUGUGUUGUAUCUGCACGAUUGCGAAAUGGCUUCAUCCAAUUCUUUGUGGCUUAUAAGGGAUGCUCUGUAAAGACAGGUUUAUCACUGUGACAUGGUGCUGUUUGGUAAUUUUUUUGUUAGUUGUAUGGAGCAGCCAUGCACCUAACCUUUGCAGGGUCAAUAAUUACACCUGAAGAGGACUUGUAACAAGUAGCUUGUUUAGAACAUGUAAAAUACUUUGCGAUGUUUGUCAUUCAAAUGUGAAACGUAGGGCUAAGAGGUUUCUUAUAAAUCUGCUUAUUAUUCUGCUCAUGUAAGUGUGCACAUUGGCAAUGUAAUGUCAGCUGGAGAGUGGCAUCUUCACUGUGAAUCUGUAGUUCUUUGCCAAUCCUGCUCAUGUACUGCAGUUGGCUCUGCCGUCUGUCAGGUGUAGGCCGGUGACAUUAGAUAUGCCUUAGUGGGAGGCUCCGGAUUAAUUUUUAUUGCCCAGGGUUUUCUUUAUUGUGCAGCUGAGUCUAAUACAAGGGGCCUUUACGCAUUCACCUACAUUGGAAUUCAGCUGCGGUGGCUCGUGAAUCGAACGCGUGACCUCGUGCUCGGUAACAAUGUCAUAGUGACAGAGGCACUGCAGUUGCUAAGAAGGUUGUUGUGGAACUGAAAUACAAGCAAUUAAGUUCUGAAUAACACAUAGUGUUCCUAGUGUGUUGCCAUAUAUGUUACUGUUCAUUUUGUGUGCGCUUUUUCGUAUGAAAAACAUGUACUCUUGAAAAGAAAUUACACCCUUUGGGGCUUACAUUGUCCCACAACAAUAGUCAUCUGUCUUGCCCGCAUUUCCUUUCUUUAACACUGCGAGCCCGGUACUUCCCAGUCAUGAAUGGCUUAUGCGUUAUCAGUGUGACACAGCAUUCUCGACAGGAAGGUAGCAAAUGCGGAGUUUGCAAGAAUGGAAAUGCAAGCAAGGCAAAUGACGAUUAUUGUUGUGGGACAAAUCUACACCCCAAAGGGAGCAACGGUUCUAAAAGUGUAGUGUGUUGUGCACAUUUCAGAAAUGGAUUCAAGCAGACUAUUUAUGACACUGUGGGCACUGAGUGACAGCAAAAUGUAUGGCUGUAGAUUUAUUUCAGCUAUCUAUGUUUUUCUAGUGUCUCUGUACAUGCUUUCCUGGCCUCUAUUGUCAGUUAUUGAACCUGCAAAAGGCCAUGGAUGAACCAUUAUGGUAGUUACACCAAACAAUGGCACCAACAAUUUUCCAACCUCUUUGCUAUGGUUUUGUAGUGAUAUUAAGGUUGUAAAGUUUUCUGUGGCACUACGGAAGAUCUUUCUUUUUCAAAAGCUGCUUGUAGUGCUGUGCACUGUGGCUAAUCAAUUACAAGGUGAAGUUAACCAAAUAGAUCGAACUGUGUUAAACUUUAAAACUGCUUAUCAUAGAAUAUUUUAAAAAAGAAAUGCUCAAAUGGUUAUUGCCGUGGUAAGCAAUUUCAUUUCCUCACAUGCGAGUGCUGUUGGUAACCGUGCUUGCCAGCCUGUAACAAGGAUGUGGUUAAAUAUCAGCCAGCUCGUUUGCAAGCCAACGACGCUAUGUGCAAAUCUCAACUGCACGCUAGCUGAAGUGCAGCAUGUAUCCUGUGGAAACUGCUCGCAGUCUCCUAUGAAACUGCCAAGACAGUCCUCCUGGAAUUCCAUACAUUUUUAUUUUCAAUGAAUAAAGCACUUCUCUUAGGCA